This is a messenger RNA of Rattus norvegicus (Norway rat), 8594 nucleotides long. It is a transcript of the gene Haus6, whose product is annotated as HAUS augmin like complex subunit 6. The record is from RefSeq and is a predicted model, not a curated record. Gene Ontology annotation, biological process: spindle assembly; centrosome cycle. Lineage: Eukaryota; Metazoa; Chordata; Mammalia; Rodentia; Muridae. Gene Ontology annotation, cellular component: mitotic spindle microtubule; HAUS complex; centrosome.
AUAGGGGUUGGGGAUUUAGCUCAGUGGUAAGAGUGCUUGCCUAGCAAGCGCAAGGCCCUGGGUUUGGUCCCCAGCUCCGAAAAAAAGAAAAAAGAAAAAAGAAGAAGAAAAAAAAAAGAAAACUGAAUAUAGCUGGACUUAGAAUGCCAGUGGAUGGAAUAAAGACACGGAGACUUGUUAUUUAUGAAAACAUAGGUUCUAUGGCUGGCAGAUUCUCAGCUACUCCAACCUGCCAAAUCCUGGCCUCUGUCCCUCCACAUGGCCCAUUACCUGUCUUUCCCAUUCAUUCCCAGCAACUGUUCCUUCUCAUGUCAUGCUGGUGAAUCCCCCAUGUCUGGUUCCUCUCCCAGAAACCCUCUUCUCCUAGGAAGUCCUGCCUUUCCUCCCCUGGCAGCAAUUGGCCACCCUAUCUUUAUAAAAUCAGUUAGUAAGUGAGGAAGGCAUAUGUUUACAAAAUACUGGGACAGUUGAUAAUCCAUAAGAAUAACAAAACCAAGGGCUGGAGAGAUGGCUCAGCGGUUAAGAGCACCCGACUGCUCUUCCAGAGGUCAUGAGUUCAAUUCCCAGCAACCACAUGGUGGCUCACAACCAUCUGUAAAGAGAUCUGAUGCCCUCUUCUGGUGUGUCUGAAGACAGCUACAGUGUACUUAUAUAUAAUAAAUAAAUAAAUCUUAAAAAAAAAAAGAAUAACAAAACCAAAAUGUGGACAGUACUCGGCUAUCUGCUGGUACAGCAUCAAUAUCUGAAUGUACAAUGACCACCUUCACACGCUACACAAAAAGAUUAUCUCAAAAACCGAAUUUGUGAGACGCCUAGUGGCACAAAACACCGCUGGUCACAGAACAGUAUCAAGUAUAAAUUAGCUAAAAAUAUUCUAUAAACUAAAAUACAGGUCUAUAUUUUAGUAAGUAUGAAUGUCAUUUUUGCCCAGGUUGUGGUCACAAAGUAUUUCUCACUAAAAGAAAGCAGGGCUUCUGGAAGAAAUGGCUGACUCCAGGCCUGAGGCAGGAACUGCCCAAAAUGAGCCUUCAAUUUCUUGGAAAUUUGAGAAAGUUCUCAUUGUCCAAAUAAAGGAUAAUUUGAAUCACUAUAUGGAUAACAAAUCAAGCAAAUUGAAUCCUGUACAUCUGUGUAAUUCCACGAAUUCAUGUAUGAAUAUAUGAGAUGUGGAGGGAUUGUGCAUCGAAGUUAGGUUGAGAUUAUGGAAAUACUACAGCAAAAAUGACAACAUAAAGGGUUACAUACCAUAAACAGAACGGAAGACAGACUUAGACAAGGUCAGUUAACUGAGAGGCUGGGAUAUUUAAUCACCUAUGUGGAUAAUGCAAAACCUCCUGUGAGCAACGUCAGAUCUCAGAAUGAACUCUGGUGCGCUGGAAAUCUCAGAUGACCUCCUCGAAAACUACAGGAGCUGGUGCUUUUACUAAGUCAGGAGGUAAUAAUUGUUUGAUAUGGUAAUGUGAAAUAUGAUAUUCCCACCUUGAAAGACUUGUUAUAGAGGGGAUGAUGGAGAAAGAAUAGCCAGGGUGCUGGAAGAGGAAGCUGUAUGCUUAGCAAGAGACAGACUUCUGGUACAGCAAGUUGAAGUCUGGCUGGUGGUGCCUCCCACCAAUCCCAGCAUUUGGAAGAUGGAGAGCCUUCCAGAAUUAGGAAUUCAGGGUCACCCUCCUUUGGAAAGGGAGUUGAAGGCCAGAUGAGGCUAAAAGAAAUCUUCUCUUGACUCCCAACCUCUACGACCAAAGAAACAUUUGAUUAUAUAAAUUUUGCCAAGCACUCGGGAUGAGGUGAUCAAUGAGCAACUCCACCUGACCCAGUGGCUCUUGUCCAUUAAUUCUCAUAGUAGGAAGACAGGUACAGACUUCGAUGCCAGCCUGGGACACAUACAGAGUCCCAGCUCAGUUAGAGCUACAUAGCAAGACCGUCUUUUUUGUUUUGUUUUGUGUUUUUCCAGACAGGGUUUCUUUGUAUAGCUCUGACUGUCCCGGAACUCACUCAGUAGUGUUCUCGAACUAACAAGUUCUCCGCUUCUCGAAUGCUGGUAUUAAAAAAAAAAAAAGUACACCGCCGCCUCCACCAGACAAGACCCUGGCUUAAAACAAAGGAAAAGAUAAUUUGUUCAGGGUCAUACACUUGCAUUACUCACUACAAAGGGUUACAGUGUAGCUUUUUCCGAACAGCAAUCACAUACUGAGCAAGAGAAACCGAAAACUCAAAGAACCCGGAACUUAGGCCCGGAGGGCUCUAGAAAACACCUGGUUACCCGCCCUUGGAGCAAGUUGCUGGUCACGCAAGGUUUUGUGGGUCUUGUAGUUUCUCUGAGGGAGUUGGCGCAUUGCACGGUGGGAGCUAGAGCUUCCUCGGAAGACCAGUCCCGGAAGUCAGGCGGCGCCGGCGCCGGCGCACUGUGUCCUUGCGCAAGCGCGGGAGUCUUGGUUUGCGUGUAUCGCUGCAGUCACUGCCCUGGUUUUCUGGGCGCGUUCGGCCUUUUGUGGUGUGAUGGCUCUUGGAGAGGAGGCAGCAGGCGGCCGCAGCAGAGGGGUUGCCGUCACCUCGGGAUGCCUGUAGGAGGAGGGGUCCAAGGGUCCUCACGGUUUCGGUGCCUUCGUUUUCCUCCGUCAGAGUCGCCGUGCCUUUGGAAAGCAUGAGCUCCGCCCGGGACUCCGCUUUCGAGAAGCAGCAUCUCUGGAUGUACCUGCAGGCGCUGGGUUUGGAUCCGAGUUCCGGCGUCAGGGUCGGCGGGAAGAUGGUAUCCUACGCGCACCUUGGAGAGGACAUGUUUGACAAACUGAACCGCGAUGCCUUUCAUAUAGUUUCCUAUUUUUUGUUUAAAACACUGGAUGAGUCUCUUGCCAAAGAAGUUUUCAGAGAUUGCUGGCCUCCAUUUGACCAAAAACUUGACAUGGAAUUCCGGAAACAUUGCUGUGAAUGGUUAAAAGAGAUUUCUGCUGAAUGUGGGAGUAGUUUUCCUCAGGUUGUUGGCUCAUUGCUUAUGUCUCCCGGUGGUCCUAAGUUUAUUCAUCUGAUGUAUCAUUUUGCAAGAUAUGUUGCAAUCAAAUACAUUAAAACAAACUCUAACAAUUCUCCACAUUUUGCAGAAACAUUUAAUGCAAAGCCACAAGAUAUGCACAAGUGCCUUGCCAGAUGCCAUGUAGCACGCAACAGAUUUUUACAGGUUUUGCAAAGAGAACAUUAUGUUACCCAAAAAUACCAGGAUAAUGCGCAUCUGAUUGUUAAGCAAGUACGAAACGCAAGAUCAGAAUGCAUGGGUCUACAAAACCAAAUUAAAAGACUGGGACCCUGUGAUGAAAAGAGUAAUAUACAAGAGAAGAUUCAAAAGGUUCGGUCUUUGUGGACUUCAGUGAAUGAGACACUCAUGGUUUUGGAAAAGGAGAGAGAAGUUGUUAGCUCACUCUUCAGUUUUGUCAACCAGUAUGCUUUGGAUGGGGCUAGUAUUUCUGUUAAUAUUCCAAGGCUCUUACUUGACAGACUAGAGGAGCAGAUAUGUCAGUUGCAGAUAGGAAAUGUUUAUGAGGCUGGAAAAUUGAACCUCUUAACAAUUAUUCAGUUGUUAAAUGAAGUCUUGAAAGUAAUGAAAUAUGAACAUUGUAAGGCUGGCCAAGCAAGAUUGACAAUAGACCUCCACUACCUUGAAAAAGAAACCAAAUUUCAGAGGGAAAGAUUAUCAGAUAUGAAGAACAUGAGGCAUAAAAUAAAAGAGAACGUCACUGCAAUAAGACAUUCUACUGUUGAAAAGGAAGAAAAAUGGCAUACGAAGUGGAAAGGGUUUCUUGGUGUGUCUCCUUUCAGUCUAAUUAAAGGCGGGCCUUCAGCUGUGGAUCUUUUGCCUCCCAUGUCUCCCCUUUCGUUUGAUCCUGUGUCAGAGGAAGUAUAUGCAAAGAGUGUACUUUUUAAGUAUCCUGCGUCACUUCCAGAUUUACAUAAAGAAGUUAAACAAGAAGAUGGUGGCAGAAGAGAAGUGGAUACUCCAGGAAAUGUGUGUGAUGGCGCUGACAGCCCUGUGCCUUUUCCCUUACAAUGUGCUUCGUCCUCAGAUACAAACAGUUUCACACUACUUGAGAAGGAUCCAAAUAUGAGGACUCCCAAAGAGAAAAACGUGCCUUAUAAGAAAAUAGCAGGCUCUGAAUUGGAAGACUCUCCUUUAUCAGAUACUGCAAAGAAUGCACAGAGUAGUGUAUCCGGAGGGUCUCUGCUGGAGAAAAAGAGUGAUCCAUUCCAGAGAGAGCAAGAUCAGCUGGUGGACGAGGUUGCCAGAGUAGUUCUGUCUGAUUCACCACAGCUCUCUGAGGGAAAAGAAGUCAAAUUGGAGGAGCUAAUUGACACUUUAAUUUCUAAUCCCUUCUUAACCAGGAAACAAAUUCCCCGGACUCCAGAUAACUUGACUGAUAUUAGAAGCUCAUGGAGAAAAGCUGUCGAAACUGAAGUUAACAGAAGUUCAGAUGGGAUUCUAGUGGAUGCCAAAGCUGGAGACGUGUCGUCAGAGUCUUCAUCUACACUGCAUAAUCAGAGGGAAUUUAGCAUGGCUAUUUUUUCCCCAGAUUUUGAUGGGUCUUAUUUGCCUGAAGAGAAAGCUGUUCCAGAUCAGCUUACCAGUGUACCUCAGAAACAUCUGGUAACGAGUCAGAUCAGUGAACCCCCAACAGAAGAUGAGUCAGACUUGAUAAAUAAGAAAAUGAUUUGUAAGCAAGAUUUAGAAUGUGCAGCCACCAGGCUUUCAGAAACUAGACAAAUGGAGGCAUUCUCCCCUGCUGUGGGCAGUGGAAUAGAUGUGAUGGGUAGAAGUAAAGAGGACUGUGUUCGACUGUUGGACUACUCACAAGCUUCUUGCAGUGAACCUUCCACGCAUAAGACUUUGCUAUGGGAUUCUUUCCAGAGGUUGAGUGGCAUUGGCAUAUUACAUGAGACUCUUCCAGAAGAAGUUGGUCACCUAAGUCUUAAUAGUUCUACAAAUUCAGAGACCACUUUUCACCUGGAACCAAAGUCUUAUGUAGACAGUGAUGCUUUUCCAGAUGGUGUGGGGAAAAGACCAGCUAUUCCAGAAUUAGAUUCCAAUUUACAGUCUCUUCUCAGUAGUUAUGAGGCUCUGAAGAAAUCUCUUAACAAAAUCAGGAAAGAAUCUCGCCUGUCUAACCUUGAACAACACAAAAUAGAAUUGAGUCCUGUAGCCAAGCAAGUAGAUGAUACAUGCACUGUUUUGGACACUCAAGAUUUGUUUGUUGACUGCACAAAGCUGUCUUCCCACGUGUCCUUUGAUGAAAGAACACAGACUGUAUCACCUCUAUCUAAAGCUUUUCUGGUGGAGCAAAAAUUGAGGACCACAUUACCAUGUAGGCUUGGGGAAUUUCUGCCUAAUUUAAAAGAAGAAGAAAUCUCAAGUAAGAGCCUUGAAGCAAGAGACUCUCUGAUUUGACAAGAUAAAGCAUUUUCCAGUUGAUUUAGCUGAUGCACUUACUCUGAAGCCUUGUCACUUAACUGCAGCUGAGAUCCACACAUUGGAAGUGUAAUUCUCUUUCUAGCAUCAGAGAAGUUCUGAAUGUACUUUGGCUUCUUAUAAUGUGUUUAGGUCUUUCUCUCUCUCUCUUUUUCUUGCUAAAUAUUAUGAGUUUGAAAUGUGAAGUAUUUAAGAACAGCGAAUGUCAAAUUUUAGAAAACCAUUUUGAUUCCUAGAAUAAUCUUAUAAGUAAAUUACAAAUAUAGUUAUGUUAAAAAUAUUAGUCAUGGGGUUGGGGAUUUAGCUCAGUGGUAGAGCGCUUGCCUAGCAAGCGCAAGGCCCUGGGUUCGGUCCCCAGCUCCGGAAAGAAAAAGAAAAAAGAAGAAAAAAAAUAUCAGUCAUUAACAUAAGGAUGGGUGCAUAAUCUAAUAGCCACUAAAUAGCCAUAUCUCUCUCAUUUUAGAGAAAUAAACCAUUUUACUGGAUCUUGAUGGAUAUUAUGGUAAUAACACAAAAUGAAUGAGGUGUAGUACCCUUGGAUGUGUAAUCAAAGCAACACACUGUAACGUUUGUAAAAUUGUAAACAGACUUAAUGAAUUCUAAGUAUAUUGGUCCUGCAGAAUGAUGUUGAUGGGAUAAAAUGCAUGUAUGUGAUAGGUGAAGAUGAAAUGGAGUGAAUUGAGGAGAUGGGGAAAGGUAGAAGAUGGCCAGAUGUUUAAAGAACAGUCAGACUCUGUUUUGUGUAUGUUAGACUGAGAAUUUAAUUCUAUUUAUAUUUAACAAGAAUAUCAAUGAGAAAUUUGCAAAUUUGUUUUACAGUUGUGGUCUGUGGGUGGUAUGGUGGGUGUUGUUUGUGGAAAGCAACAAGGUUUUAUUACUUACUGAUUGAAAGCAUUAAAGUUCCCUAGUGCCUACAGAAUAUUCCAAAAUAGUUUUGAGAAAAUCGAACAUGGAUUUAACAUUUAUACAUUUUGCCUUAUUGUCAGAGGUCUUGUUUGUGUCAUCCAAGGAAUAGAUACAUGUGCCUUAAUAAGCCUGACUAGAAGAGGCUCUAAAAGGUUGGUUUAUCUCCUUCUAUUCUGUGCAGAGCCUCAGUUUGUAACUUUCAAAAUCCUGUCCCCAAGUCUUAAGAAAAGGAAGAAGAGAAAGGUAGAUGGGCUGAGUGUCAGAAGGAUUGUAUAAGAGCUGUUUACAGGGAGGGAAAGAGGACAUGUUUCCGAGGGCUCUGGUUCCUUCACGAGUGCAGCAGAGCAGACUGUUCGGGUGUACUGGGAAAUCACUUGUUGUUGACAAACAGCCUGGUAUCUAGACUCGAAGCAUGUUAGGGGAGAAGAAGGACUAUCAGAGGAGCCUCUGUCAUCCAGAGCCAAUGCUAAGUGUUUAAUACACAUGGUUGCAUUUAACCUUUGUAAUUGAGAUAGGAGGUAUACCUCGCCUGCAGAUUCUGAAGCGAGUGAGAGAUUAAGUGGCUGGGGUGGGAUGCCGGGGCCACCUGUAUUAGGAUCAUCUGAGAUGCCUGUUUAAAGAUGCUUAUUGAGAGAGGGUCUGGAAAUCUCAUUCAGAUAUGCAUCCAUGGCCACUCACAGGCUCAGCAGCUCGAUGCAGAGACUGAGAUGCACGGUUAGCCCGAGGUACCUUUAAGACGGGGCACACUGUCGUAUGCAUAUUGCUCAGCCCUUCAUUAUGAGAGUUGAAAGGUCAAGUAUCUGGAUAUCUUGGGUUUAUAAGAGUCACUGAAAUUUGCCUGUGGAUGGCUGAACAUUCCUGAACUCAUUAUUUCUUGUUUCAGCACCAUGAUCAAAUCUCCAAUCUGUCACUUCCAAAACUGAUAGUAACUUAAUGCUUUCAGUGCUUUCCCGCACAGCGUCUCCUGCAGCUCUGUGAUGGGUAGCAGCUACUUGGAUCUUGUCAGGUCCUUGCUUACAAGCCCAUUGAUGGUUCAUUGCAAUUACAGAACAGGGUUUGGUUUAAAGACAGCUCCCUUACUUAGACACCCCUCCCCCCAAACUUUUACAGUACUUACCUUGUCCUUCUAGCUCAUCUCAGUUUUUUAAUUUGACUUGAAGACUUUAAGAACCUUUCAUUAUAGCGGUUAGGAUUUUUUAAAUUUUUUAUUUAUUUUCACAUGUGUGGAUGUUUGCCUACAUGUCUGUCUGUGUACCUUUUUGGUGCCUGGUGCUCCCUGAGGAGGGAGUCAGAUCCUCUGGGACUGGAGUUGGCUAGUACUUGAACCUGGGUCACAGGAUGAGCAGCCACUGAGGCAUCUCUCCAGCCAGUUAUAGUUCCUUUAGAACUCAGAACAACACCUUCGAUCCCAGCACUUGGGAAGGCAGGCUGAUCUGAGUCUAGUCUACAAAGUCAGUUCCAGGACAGCCGCCAGGGCUACAGAGUGAGACCCUAUCUGUAAAACAAGAGCUGAAGGCUCAGACAAAUCACGUGGUCUGCCUUGAUGUCUUAAUUUGCCCUCCUAGAUCCAUGGUCUGACAUCCUUUUUGAAGUCUAUUGUGUAACUCUUUUGUGUGGGAGGGUGGGGGGUGGGAGGUAGGGAUCUUGCAGUUGUUCAGGUUAGCUUCAGCUCACAGCAGUCUUCCUGCCUCGGUCUCCCAAGUGCUGGAACUACAGAUGUUUACUUAGUUUUUACUUAGUGUCUUUGUCCCCCACUGUACGUGAUUUCUGAUCACAGCUGUGCACACACCUUCUUACCUGUGUAGAUGUCUGUAGGGUAUGUAUACUGCUGAGCAUGGAAAAUGCUGACAAGUAAGAUAAGAGUACUUAAGGAGCAUUUGGGGGACAGGGACCAAGCUCAACAAAAUUCUAAACAGACAUUUUGAAACCUUUACAGUAGUUUUCUUAGUUAUAAGGUCUGAUACCAAUUUUACCUAAAGUGUAGAUGGGAAUUCUUGAGACCUGUAUAAAAGCAAACUUUUUUUCCCUAGUGUACUAAAAAAAUGUGUUUCAAAACAUUUCAUUUAAUGUGUGAAGACAUUAUGAAGAUCAGAUGCCUGGUUGCUCUCAAGAGCACCCAACUCUUUAUGCACGGAGAGCUGGCAAGUUCAUGUUCUUAAGUGGGAAAUGCCUAUGUUCUAAGGACUGUUUGGAAGUGUGUUCUACAAACUGCUGUCUAGAAUAAAUACUCAGUGUUUCA